CGUUUGGACUGUCCCGCGUUUCACCGAGUACGACGACAGAAUGCAGUUAACAACGUAGCAGCGGAAGCUGUUUCGACCUUAAUCAUGGAUUCACCUAUCUGUCACUGAGCUGUGGAUUUGUUUUUCUCAUAGUUGCUAUGUAUUGCGUGACUAUCUAUCAGAUCCAUAAUCACCGUCGGAAAAUGUGAUAUAGAGACUGGAGACAGUGCAGCGUUGAGCUCGGUAGCCUGCCUACCUUCCUUAUCUACUCGAGUUGCGUACUGGGGCUAGGCUAUAUGCUCGGUCUGUCCGUACGUCCGUGUGCCUCUUUCGGUGACUGGGAUAUAGUUGAACGGCACUACUCGACUAUUGUUGGAUAAAUGACUUAUGAAAGUCUCUUCGAGUUCAGUGGACAGAGCCAGCGGCUGUAUGGGAAAUGAAUGUGCCCGGGAAACAGCAACCUGAACUGUUAGAGCGACCAGCCAGCCUCUUGGUUCCAACUUGGACAAAAGAAGGAAUUGCCCUGCUGUAUAACAAGGAGACCAGUAAUACUUAUGAUGUUCGCCUGAAGCUGACAAGAGAGGUGUUGACCAUACAGAAGCUGGAUGUGGUUUGCACGAGAGGGGGUGACCCACAAUUAAAUCACAGAACUGUCGUUCUCCGAAGGCAGGCUGCUGGAGGUCUGGGUAUAAGCAUCAAAGGGGGUGCUGAGCAUAAAGUGCCUGUGGUCAUUUCAAAGAUGUUUAAAGAUCAAGUAGCAUACCAAACCGGAAAGCUAUUCGUUGGAGACGCCGUGUUACAGAUCAACGGUAUCAAUGUCGAAAACUGUAGUCAUGAAGAAGUUGUUCAUCUCCUGCGGACUGCUGGGGAGGAGGUCACCAUCACUGUGCGGUACCUCAGGGAAGUUCCAUCAUUUCUAAAGCUCCCAUUGGGCUCUCCUGUACCAUCCGCUGGUCAAAGAGUCUCUUCUCCGCUAUUUGACAGUGGUUUACAUUUAAAUGGGAAUUCUAGCAACACAGCUCCAUCCUCGCCCUCCAAACCCUCGGCUAUUGAACCAAAGUACGAGAAGCGCUGGCUGGAUGCAGUGACCCUACCCUUGUUGAUGGCCCGAGUCUCCAGAUACAAAGCCGUAACGGCUAAAUUGAGGUCGAACAGCUUUGAAGUCUGCGCCUUAGAUGGAACGAGCACCAAUGUUCUACAAUUUUGCACUGCGGCAGAAAGCAUUGACUGGCUUCAAGCAAUAUCAACCAAUAUCAGUGAUUUGACACUGGAGAAUAUGAAAAUGAUUAACAGAUAUUGCUCUCCGGAUGAUCAGAUUGUCCACAUGGCUUGGGUGUGUGAAAACCCUCAAGCUAAUGAUGCUGGUCCAUCAAGUACCUUCAAGUUCCUGGCAUUGAGAGGCCCUUCGCUCUACAUCUUCAGGAGUCCUCCCGUUAGUGGAACAGACUGGGGACAAGCUGAAACUAUGUAUACCCUCUAUGAGGUUCUGUUAAAGGUUCACAAGCUAUGUGUGACGGAGGACUGUUGGAUCCAGGCCAAGUUCUACCUUGGUCUCCAGCAGGAUGAGGAUCUGCAGGAUGGAGAGCCUUUCUGUUUCAGUAUCCUGGUCGGCCACGGCCAGAGUCACACCUUCAGUGUGGAGAUGACCUCUGACCUCGCCGUGUGGGAGAAGUCCUUCCAAAGAGCCGUCUUCAUGGAGGUGCAGAGAGUAGGGUCAAAGACCUACAUGUGCAGCAGCCAGAGUAAAGUACUGUGUUUGACCAUAGACUUUGGAUCUGGCUUCACUUGUUCUGAGAGUUCCUCGAAGAGUAUAUUAUGGAGAUACAAAUUCUCUCAACUGAAAGGCUCCUCUGAUGAUGGGAAAACAAGGGUGAAACUCCUCUUCAAGAAUGCUGAAAACAAACAGAUAGAGAUGAAGGAGCUGGAGUUUGGCAAUCUGACAGCAGUCCUCCAUUGUAUUUCUUCUUUUAUGGCUGCCAAAGUGGCCUCUGUGGACCCUGUCUUUGUCAAGUGUCAAAGCAUCUCUGGAAAGUACAUGAGCUAGACACUUCCUGCUGUUGUCAUUUUAGUCACAUAAGCUAAUCGACUAUUUUAUGCACAUUCAAAUGAUAUGUAUUUCUUGUUCCUGUUAUUUUUGUAAGGCUCUUAUUAAAUAAU
This is a messenger RNA of Oncorhynchus masou masou (cherry salmon), 2136 nucleotides long. Its product is annotated as gamma-2-syntrophin-like. The record is from RefSeq and is a predicted model, not a curated record. The transcript has 17 exons. Gene Ontology annotation, molecular function: protein binding; structural molecule activity. The coding region runs from base 416 to 2023 and encodes 535 amino acids. NCBI's taxonomy places the organism in Eukaryota, Metazoa, Chordata, Actinopteri, Salmoniformes, Salmonidae. Gene Ontology annotation, cellular component: dystrophin-associated glycoprotein complex; intracellular anatomical structure.